AUGCAACAUAAUUUGAAUUUGAAGAAUAUUCCUGAUGGAUUUUUCUUGCGCAUGUCAAAUCUUAGAUAUUUGAAUCUAUCCGAGACUAAACUUAGAAAACUUCCAAGAGACGUAAAAUGUUUGGUUAAUCUGCAGUACCCCAACAUUUCAAGGACGGAAAUCUCAGUUCUACCAUCUGAGAUGAUAAACUUGCAAGAUCUGCAAUUUUUGAUCUGUCAGCAUUUGUGGUGGGAUCACAUAACACCUGAUGGAUUGGUCUCAAAAUUGCUGAACCUGCAGGUUCUUGACAUAUAUCCAAAUGGCGAGAUAAAACUAAAGGAGCUGAAUACAAUGAAAGAGAACAUCAAAGCAUUAGGACUGUGUGUAACGUCACUAAAUGUUCUGCAACAACUUUCAGAAUUACCAACAUGGCACAUAUGUUUAGAAAGAUUGUAUGACUUGGUAUCACUUUCAUAUGAUGUUUUAAGUUGCAAAAGCAAUGGAUUCUUGCAAGAGCUAAUAAUCUGUUCAUGUUCACAGCUCGAUGAGAUAGUCAUGAAUGGAAUUGGCACUGAUCUCCGGCAUCUUGACUUGGGUCAUCUUCAGAAUUUAAAGAAUAUUGUUUGGAAGGAUGUGGCGCCUCAACGGUUUUUUUGUAAUCUGCAGCUUCUGACGAUAAAUGAAUGCCGUAAGUUAUCCAGUCUUUCUUGGGUUAUGCAUCUCCCUUCUCUUACUGAGUUAUCAGUGCAAGUGUGUGAAGGAAUCAAAGAGUUAUUUACAGGAGGAGGAUGGAGAAAUUCAGCAGUAUCCGAAGCCCCUUCCUUUCCCAGACUGAGAAGUUUGACACUCGAACAUUCACCGAAUUUAGUGAGCAUGAGCAAUCAAGCAUUGGAUUUUCCUCUUCUUUGCUCAUUUCCAAUUUUUAAUUGUCCGAAUUUAAAGAGGCUUGCAUUCAAACCAGACAUUGUCAACAAAGAAUUUGUACAAAUUCAUUGUGUUAAAAGAGUGGUGGGAGAGAUUGGAGUGGGAAGAUGA
Messenger RNA from Dioscorea cayenensis subsp. rotundata (Guinea yam), 1014 nucleotides. Its product is annotated as disease resistance protein RPS2-like. Gene Ontology annotation, molecular function: protein binding. The transcript has a single exon. Lineage: Eukaryota; Viridiplantae; Streptophyta; Magnoliopsida; Dioscoreales; Dioscoreaceae. The record is from RefSeq and is a predicted model, not a curated record. Bases 1 to 1014 code for a protein of 337 amino acids.